UCCGCCAUCUUGAAUCUAAUUUAAAGAAAAAACAAAAAAAAACAAAAACAAACAAAACAUCUGGCAAUACCUUCUUCUUAUUACGUUACUGACUUAGAAGAAAGAAAGAAAGAAAGAAAGAAAAAAUAAAACAAAUGCCUACGGUGGCACGAAGAAGUUUUACUGGCCAUAUUGUGUAUGUAACUCUCGUUAUGUUACACGUUUGUCAUCUAUAUCGUUCGUACUUUGCUAACAAGUGUACUCAUAUCACGAUAAUAUGCCAAGAUGUCUGAUAAGGUCAAUGGCGAGAUAUCAGAAGACUCAGGAUCGUCACGAAGAUACAGAUUUAACUUGGAUCCCACCAUCGGUGGAUUCCAAACGACAAAAACGAACGCAAGAAGUUAAUACCAUUUCUACUAACAAUGUUUGGAUGUGUUCUGGACUUCCCAUUGUAACGCGAUAUACAUUUAAGAAGAAUAAUGAUUUAUUAUGGAAAUUAAAACCUUUGGAUGAGUCUAAUUCACGUGGAAAUGUAUUCUUUAAGAAUGAAACGUUACCAACUGAAUACGAUUCCUACCAUAUUAACCUUAAUGAAGGUACUUCGUUAGAUCGAACAGAGAUUCAAACUAUACCAUCGAAUACUCACGAAUCAAAACUUACACCGUACCAACCGACGAACGACGAAGAAUUUAUUCGUCAGAACGUGAAGUUUUCCGGGAACUUGGAAGGGCGCGAAAUUCAAACGGUACCACAAACUUCGUAUCUAACUGCUACUACUACUACAACGACAACUACGACAACGACAAUGACAACAACAACGACGACGACAACGACGAUGACGACGACUACAACGACGACGACGACGACAACGACAACGACGACGACGACGAUGACGACGACGAUGACGAUGAUGACAAUGACGACGACGAAGACGACGACAAAGAAAUCAUCUAAGGAAGAUAAAGUGGUAUCUGAGAUUGAAAAUAAUCAAAAUUGGAAGAGAAAUAAAACGAUGCAUUAUUGUCCAUAUUGUCGGAAAUGUUUUGACAGGCCAUGGGUUUUAAAAGGACAUUUGAGACUUCAUACUGGAGAACGACCAUUUGAGUGUCCUGUUUGUCACAAAUCUUUUGCCGAUCGAUCGAAUUUACGAGCUCAUCAAAGAACAAGAAAUCAUCAUCAAUGGCAAUGGCGUUGCGGAGUAUGUUUUAAAGCAUUUUCACAAAGACGAUAUUUAGAGCGCCAUUGUCCCGAAGCUUGUCGAAAAUAUCGAAUAUCUCAGAGAAGAGAACAAUGUAAUUAAAAAUCCAUCGAAGACGUUUAAAAGUAUUUUUUGCAAGACGUCUGAACAUUUUUGGAAAAAUCGAUCACUAUCGUGUAAAAGGUUAUGUACGAAUAAGUUAUAAUCUUUUUUUUUCGUUUUUAUUUUUCUUUUUCUUUUCUUUUAUCAUAUCGAUAAAUAAUCAUCAGUUGAUUUUAGAUUUUAUUCGAGUAAAUGUUAAAAAGAAUUGUUAUUCAUUUUAUCGAAUUUGUUGAUGUAAAGUUGGCAAGAUACUCUUGAUACGUUUUGAACUAUAGACAUAUGCACAUGCACAGUGAUCUGCUUGAAAAGAAAUCAAAUCAGCUACUUAUUUAAAAAAAAGAAGAUAUCAAUUAUUAUUAUUUAAUGUAUCCUAUGAGAGGUAUUAGAAAUUCUUUAAAUCAAAAAAUUAAAUUCUUAAGAAAAAAAAUCUUUUCGUUGUAAAUAAUAAUUGAUUAAUUAAUUAAAAAUAAAAUAAGUGAGUUGGAGAGUAUAUACAUUUUUACUUUUAUCAAUCGACCAAUCGUAGACGAGCGUGGAUCGAGACAAGUAAAAAAGUUUUUCAUUGGAAAGAAUAAUUCAUUAAUUAAUUAAAAAUAAAAUAAAUAAAUUAUAUAUAUAAUGAUUAAUAAGUACUAAAUAAUUUCUU
Vespula pensylvanica (western yellowjacket) is the source of this 1925-nucleotide messenger RNA. RefSeq names its product protein odd-skipped-related 1-like. Gene Ontology annotation, biological process: regulation of transcription by RNA polymerase II. NCBI's taxonomy places the organism in Eukaryota, Metazoa, Arthropoda, Insecta, Hymenoptera, Vespidae. The transcript has 4 exons. The coding region runs from base 257 to 1279 and encodes 340 amino acids. Gene Ontology annotation, molecular function: DNA-binding transcription factor activity; RNA polymerase II cis-regulatory region sequence-specific DNA binding. The record is from RefSeq and is a predicted model, not a curated record.